AUGGAGGACGUGCUUGCCAAGGCAUGGGCACAAAUCAAGUGGGAGGAAGAUCAAUACAGCCACCACCGAUCUUCACCAAGCAGAAACUCUAGAAGAGACUCCAGGGUGGAAAGGAGGACGAGUGAUAGGCGGUCUGAGCCUUACCCGUCUCCACGACAAGAAUACCGGAGGAGACAGUAUGACCAACCCUACGAGACGCGACCACGUGAAAGGGCCAAGUUACCAGAGUACAACUUGUCCAUCUCACCGGCUGAGGCAGUCCUUGCUCUCAAGAAUCUAGGCAACAAAGUCAAAUGGCCAGAAAAGAUGAGGGCACCAGCCGACCAGAGAGAUAGAUCUAAGUGGUGCGAGUUUCAUGCCGACCAUGGACACCGAACAGAGGAUUGCAUUGCAUUACGAUUGGAAGUGGCGCAUUUACUCAAAGAAGGUCACCUAACUGAGUUCCUAACAGACAAGGGUCAACACACCCUCAAGCAUGGAAGUGAUAGACGAGACGAGCGCAGAGAAGUCACCCCACCCAACCCGCCAAACCAUGAGAGAACAGUCAAUGUCAUUUCUGGCGGAUCAGAGGUUAGCGGGAUUACACACUCUGCUGCAAAGAGGCAUACCAGGCAAGCCAGGUCUAGCAGAACGAGAGAAAAUAUGACUGGUCAAGCUAUGACAGACCAGCCAACCCAGACAAUCAGCUUUCAAACUACGGAAUCAGACAAGCUUCUUAACCCUCAUCAUGAUGCUCUAGUUAUUUCUAUUUAUAUUGCAAAUUGUUUAACGAAACGAGUACUGAUCGAUAACGGCAGCUCCGCCAAUAUCAUGUUUAUUAAUGCUUUCAGGGAGAUGGGUUUGAAUGAGUCAAACAUAACUAGGAAGACCGCUGUCCUCAUAGGCUUCAGCGGUGAGAGCAAGACAACCGUGGGGGAAAUCGACCUUCCCGUCUACGCCGAAGGGGUCAAUUUGUCAACUAGAUUCCUGGUGAUCGAUGCCCCUUCCGCAUUCAACGUCAUCCUCGGUCGCCCAUGGAUCCACGAUAUGGAAGCAGUCCCUUCCACCUUUCAUCAAGUGGUGAAAUUUCCGACCAAGUGGGGCGUCAAGGAGAUUAGGGGAGAACAAAAGGACUCCAGAGCCUGCUACCAGACUACCAUGAAGACAAAACAUGCUCAAUAG
Messenger RNA from Salvia miltiorrhiza (redroot sage), 1161 nucleotides. RefSeq lists its product as uncharacterized. NCBI's taxonomy places the organism in Eukaryota, Viridiplantae, Streptophyta, Magnoliopsida, Lamiales, Lamiaceae. The record is from RefSeq and is a predicted model, not a curated record. The coding region runs from base 1 to 1161 and encodes 386 amino acids. The transcript has a single exon.